Molecule: messenger RNA, 1731 nt
Organism: Dovyalis caffra
Lineage: Eukaryota; Viridiplantae; Streptophyta; Magnoliopsida; Malpighiales; Salicaceae
Source: the annotation of a GenBank genome assembly
AUGGCUAGUCACGGGGACAUGCCGCUGGAUAUUAGAAGAAAGAAAAUCAGUGGGCAGCAAAAAAUAGAGGCACUGGAAAGAGAGGUUUCUAUGCUUCAGAAAAUGCUGAAACAAGAAGAAAAUGUGCAUGAGAUUUUGGAUCGUAUGCAUAAGAAGGAUGAUGGUUCUGGGAUUUCAAUCCCAAACUUCCUUCCUCCUAAGAUGAAAGAGCUCUUAGCAGAGUUGGCCAUGGUUGAGGGUGAGAUAGCUCGAUUGGAAGGCCAAAUAAGUCAACUUCAACUGGGUCUGAAACACGAAGAGGUAAUAACUAAGGAUGCAAAAUCAAAACAACUGCAGCCUGCAGCUGGAACUCUAAGUAACCUCCAAGGCCAUUUGUCCAACACAGCUAAUCCAAGCCCCUUCUUCAUAAAAGGCGUUCAGGAAAAAAUGGCAUUCGAGACCAAGGCAUUACAUUUUAUAAGCAAAGCAAUUAAGGGUGACUAUAUUCUUAAUGACUUCAAUCCAAAUGAGAAAAUGGGAGCCUCAAAAGUAUUUUCUGAUCAGAAAGAAAACCAUUUUCACGAGGAGGCUAAAUUUCAAGACAGGGUUCCAAAAAAACCAAGAGAACGUAAUGCGCAGAUCCCGUUGGACCUCCUAUCAAAAUCACUAUCUAAUUCAAUUCUACCAGAAGAGAACACUCAGCAGCUGCAGCCCAACAAGCUAUCUGAGAAUAUCAUGAAGUGUUUGAACUUCAUUUAUGUCAGGUUACUAAGGACAUCAAGAGCAAUGGAACUGGAGAAAUCAGGACCCGUUUCCAGGUCUUUGCACUCUUCUAUGAUAUCAAGAAAUUUCAGAUCCGAGAACAGCAUGAACUCAAAAUCGAACCUUCUGUUACAAAAGGAAUCAAGACAACAGGAUCCAUAUGGUGUCUUCGAUGCGGAAGAGUCUAUCCCAAGGGAUAUAGGUCCUUACAAGAACUUGGUUAUAUUCACGUCAAGCUCCAUGGACCCAAAAUGGAUUUCACAUUCUAGUUCUAUCCCUCUCUUGAGGAAGUUGAGGUUGUUAAUGAACAAUCUCCAGACUGUGGACUUGCGAUUCUUGACUUACCAACAGAAACUAGCAUUCUGGAUCAACAUGUACAAUGCUUGUAUCAUGCAUGGAUUUAUUCAGUACGGAGUGCCUUCUGCACCAGAAAAAUUGUUCACAUUGAUGAACAAGGCAACCCUCAACAUAGGAGGCAACACUAUUAAUGCUCAAGCAAUACAGCAUUAUAUUUUGAGGAAGCCAGCAUCUUCAAACAAGGUUAAUCAAAAGAAUGAAAAAGAUGAUAAAGAAGCUGUUGUUCGCAAACUUUACGGACUUGAAUCGAUGGAUCCAAAUGUCGCAUUUGCUCUUUGUUGUGGAACUCGCUCAUCUCCUGCUGUGAGAGUAUAUACAGCUGAAGGUGUCAUGGAUGAGUUGGAGAAAUCAAAGUUAGAGUAUUUGCAAGCUUCAGUAGUGGUGACUAGCACAAAAAAGAUAGCAUUCCCCGAUCUUCUGCUUCGAAACAUGCUUGAUUUUGCUGUGGACACAGACACAUUAGUGGAAUGGGUUUGUCAUCAAUUACCUACAUCUGGGACAUUGAGGAAAUCAAUAGUGGAUUGCUUCAGGGGCCGUAACAGUGGCAAAAUACCCCGCAUUACUGUUGAGAAGAUACCAUAUGACUUCGAGUUCCAGUACCUGUUGGCAAUACAGACUCAUAAACUUUUCUAG